Diatraea saccharalis (sugarcane borer) is the source of this 555-nucleotide messenger RNA. The record is from the annotation of a GenBank genome assembly. Lineage: Eukaryota; Metazoa; Arthropoda; Insecta; Lepidoptera; Crambidae.
AUGGACGACGCCGGUAAUAUACUCAUCAGACGCUACUCUAAGAGUAGUGUGUUUGUCAAGAGUACAGCAGCUACUGCCAACGAGGAGACAGCUAUAGGACAGGACAUAUUAAAGUUGCCUGGCUAUUCGCUGGAACAGGAGAAGAUAUUCAAGCUGUUCGAUAUGAAGAAAUUCCAGUCAAAUGUAAACCGUGAGCUGAGACGCGCGUACCCAGAUCGUAGAAGGCUGGAAACGCAGUGCCUGAGCGCUGUUGCAUUCGUGAAGAGUGACGGAGAUCUGCUGGACUGUCCCAUAUGGGUGCUGGUCAUCAACGUAGUCGCUAUGGAUAUGCUCAAAUCAAAGUUGCCCCCAGAUACACGGAGCAUCAUUAGGCUUGACAAUGGAGACGAAGCGAUUUCACACCGCCUAAGGCACCACAAUGGCAUAGAAAACGAGCGAGAUCAGUGGAAAAAUCACAAAACCAGCGCCAAAGCGAGACAUGGACGCACAAUACGCGUCAUACCAAAUAAAUUGCCUAACACCAAGCAAAGGGACGGAGAAAUAUCGCCACACUGA